Messenger RNA from Pieris brassicae (large cabbage white), 1699 nucleotides. RefSeq names its product endonuclease III-like protein 1 (gene Nthl1). Gene Ontology annotation, cellular component: nucleus. Lineage: Eukaryota; Metazoa; Arthropoda; Insecta; Lepidoptera; Pieridae. The record is from RefSeq and is a predicted model, not a curated record. Gene Ontology annotation, molecular function: 4 iron, 4 sulfur cluster binding; oxidized pyrimidine nucleobase lesion DNA N-glycosylase activity; DNA-(apurinic or apyrimidinic site) endonuclease activity. The transcript has 5 exons. The coding region runs from base 148 to 1371 and encodes 407 amino acids. Gene Ontology annotation, biological process: base-excision repair; nucleotide-excision repair; base-excision repair, AP site formation.
UUGUGUUUGAGAAAAUAUGCGAUACGCGUUAAUUUGAAUUUUGAAAUUUGAACCACUAGUCACUACUAGACGACACGAAAUUAGAUAUAUAUAGAUACGGAUAGAAUUUCAAGAAUUAUUAAUAUUUGCAUAAAAACUAUACUCAAAAUGUCGCGUAAAAAAGGACUAUUGACCUGCGCUUCUAAAGAAAUUAACAAAAAGAUUGAACGUAUGGAAGAAGAAAAUCUGCCAAAAAAGACAAUAAGUCCUGACCUAAAUGAAUAUAAGUUUGAGAAGAAACCUCAUAUUAAAAUCGAAUUUGAAGAAGACACUCCCAAGACACAGCUUCCUGUGGGCUUAUGGGAGCCUUCUCACUGGCAAGAGUUUCUUGUUAAUUUGCGAAACAUGAGAGCCAAUCAUGAUGCACCAGUUGAUACAAUGGGUUGCCAUAUGUGUAUGGAUGAAAAUGCUUCACCCAAGGAAAUAAGAUAUCAGUCAUUAAUAUCUUUAAUGCUUUCGAGUCAAACUAAGGACCAAGUUACAUUUGCUGCAAUGGAGCGUCUCAAGCAGAGAGGCCUGACUGUUGACAACAUCUUAGCAAUGAGCGAUGAAGAAUUAGGAACACUUAUUUAUCCUGUUGGGUUUUGGAAGACAAAAGUAAAGUACAUAAAAAAAACAACCCAAACUUUGAAAGAGCAGUACAACAGUGACAUUCCUGAUUCAGCCGAAAAAUUGUGUAAGCUUACUGGUGUUGGACCAAAAAUGGCACACAUUUGUAUGAAAGUUGCUUGGAAUAAAGUCACAGGAAUUGGUGUAGAUACACAUGUUCAUAGGAUAAGUAAUAGAAUAGGAUGGGUCAAGAACCCAACAGCUACACCUGAAGAUACAAGAAAAGCUCUUCAAUCCUGGUUACCAUUUGAUUUAUGGAGUGAAGUAAAUCAUUUAAUGGUAGGCUUUGGACAGACAAUAUGCUUACCCAUUGGUCCUAACUGUGAUGAAUGUUUAAAUAAAGACAUUUGUCCAUCAAGACAUAUUAAAAAGUCUCCUAAAAAGACUCCAACUAAAAAAAUUGAAGAGAAAAACAAUGAGAAACCAUUGUCUACAGGAAAAACUCCAAGAAAAUCUCCUCAAAUACUUUCUAAACUAAAAAUAGAAAAGUCUCCAAUAAAUGUAAAUUUAAAAACUCCUAAAUCAUUACAGACUACCAAAGAAUUUAUGAUAUCACCAACAAAAAGAAAAGCUGUAAAAAAUCUUAAAGAAGAUUUAGAAUUGACAAGCAAGAAUGCAAUGAAACAAAAGAAAGUUAAAGAUAACUACAAUAAACAGGAAUCAAAAAUAAAGGCUAGAAAAUCACCAAGACUAAAAACUACUGGAAUUAACCACACUGCUUAAUGUUUAAUAACAAAUAGGUAACUCUUAUAUAAGAGAAACUUAUUUUAUUGAAUAAAGGUUAUUAAUUGUAAUCAAAUGUUGCUCUUGUCAAAUGUAUAAAUUAAUGAAAAGAUGAUGUCUAAUCAUGUUUUAACUAUAUUUUAAUUGGCAAAAUGUCUAAUUUUUAUUUAAAUGAGGGCUGUUGACACAUUCUAAACAUUCCCAUUACUGUAAAAUGGGCUGGAAUUCUGUUACAAUCUGUACCAAUUGUCAAUAUCAUGUAGUUAUAAUGAUGAAUAUAAUGAAAUCAAAAUACCUCUAUAAAUAAAUUUAAUGUUUCUUCCUAUGA